UCCCAGCUUAAAAACAUAUCCUCAAUAGCAAAAACUUCUAGUUUGUCUAAGUUAUAAAUCUAAUAUUUCCAAUCAUGAUUAACCCGAAAAGGUUUGUCGACUUGACAAGGAAGUGGCAGAAAAUGGCUUCUGCGAAGCGUAGGAGAAUCUCAUAUCCAAGAAGUUUUGUUGCUGAUAAAGGCCAUUUUGUUGUGUAUACAACUGAUGAGAAAAGGUUCAUGGUUCCCUUGGAAUUCCUCACUCAAAUUGUCUUCAAGGAGCUCUUAAGAUUGUCCGAGGAAGAGUUUGGUCUUCCCAGCCAUGGAGCCAUCAUAUUGCCUUGUGAUAGUACCUUCUUGGAGUAUGUCAUUUCAUUGGUCCAAGGACGCAUUCCUGAAGAAUUGGAGAAGGCAUUGCUCACUUCCAUAGCAACAUGUCACCACCUGGCAUCAUCUUCUCUUGCUCCAGGACAAAGCCAACAAACACUUAUAUUUGGCUACUGAAAAAAAAUUGAUAGAAAUGACUGUAGAUAUAUUGACUGUAAACAGAUUACACAGUUCUUGAUGAAGUAUUGUUAAAAAAAAAUUUUCAUUCUUUAUUUUUAAUCUUGCAAAUCAAUGAUUAAAAUGUUUUCUGUCAUGAAUUGACUGUGAAUGAGAAUUGCCAUUUUGUGAUUAGU
Mangifera indica (mango) is the source of this 658-nucleotide messenger RNA. Its product is annotated as auxin-responsive protein SAUR62-like. Lineage: Eukaryota; Viridiplantae; Streptophyta; Magnoliopsida; Sapindales; Anacardiaceae. Bases 75 to 482 code for a protein of 135 amino acids. The record is from RefSeq and is a predicted model, not a curated record. Gene Ontology annotation, biological process: response to auxin. The transcript has a single exon.